This is a messenger RNA of Naegleria gruberi, 1533 nucleotides long. RefSeq lists its product as uncharacterized. Bases 1 to 1533 code for a protein of 510 amino acids. The transcript has a single exon. The record is from RefSeq and is a predicted model, not a curated record. NCBI's taxonomy places the organism in Eukaryota, Heterolobosea, Eutetramitea, Acrasida, Naegleriidae.
AUGAAUGAAAGUAAAUCCAAGCCAGUUUCAAAGCUCGGAGAUUUCUUGAAGAAACAAUUAGAAACUGAUCAAUUACAAUUACAAUUGAUGAAAAUUCUCUAUUCGAAUUGUUAUAAAAUUCACAUGGAGAAGAAACUCCAGAAGAAAGCUCCACAAAAAAGCAAUAUAAUAAUUAAAAUGACUGAACAGGAGAGAGGACUAAAAGAUUUCUUGGAGAUUGUGGACGAAUGUACAGAGAAUCAAGCUUGGUUUCCGCAACAAACGGUGAGCAAAUAUUUGGAUAUUGGUGAGGAAGGUUGGACGAUAAUGUCUCACUGGAUGUUGCCAAUAUUUAAAGUUUCUAAUAGCGGAUUGGAACUGGGAUGUGAAACUUGUGGGAAAUUACAAUGUAUUUCACAAGCUUUCGAACAAUUUUUGACGAAACGAAACGAAUUCGAAAUGGACAAUCAGACAGCUUUGCAUCCAUUCGAAAAAUUCGUGGAUAUUUGGUCUCAACCUAAAUUACGUUCCAUGCACAAUACAAUUUACAAAUUGGCAGAUCAUCCAUCUGCAAAUGCAUUUACGAAAGGUUUCUCCAACUGUACAAUGACCUAUUUCGUAUUUUCUCGUGAAUUACAAGGAGCAGAUCCAAAGAAACAUCAAACUUUGGUUGCUGUUCUAGAAGCUCUCACAUUGAAUAGUUCAAUUUAUUCGAUUGAUGUUUCAAACUUACUUCUCAUUCACGAUGCUGCAGUUAAGGCACUUUGUAACAUGAUUAGAAAGAAGAAGAAUCUGAAACGAAUUGUAAUUUCUGAUUUGAGUUUGGGGAAAUCUUCAUAUAGUUUGGAUAUUAUUAAUGCUGUUUUGGAAGCUCCACUCCUACAAGAAAUUUCCAUUUAUAUUUAUGAAGAAUUGGAUAGUAAUUUCAGAUUUUUGGAAGGGGCUCCUGCAAGUUUAGUUUACAAAUUGGGAAAUCAUCCUUUCAAAAAUUUUACAUUUUCAUUGCUUAAUUUCAAUUUUCCAAUUCAGUCCUUGUCAAUUUUAGAAGGAAUGCUCAAAAAUAGAAAUUUGAAAUAUAUAGAAUUUAAAGUAGAGAAUAAUGAUGAAUAUAAGAAAUAUCAAUAUAUUGACUAUGUAAACAAGAUGGGUAAUUUGAUUGGAUCAAUUGACGAAUUUCACUUUCAAACAUGUCACAUUCCAAAUAUUUCCCUCAAUCAAAAUCUGCACUUGCUGAAAAAAUGUACAAAUCCAAAGAAAAGACAGUAUUUUAUAGAAAAUGACUUGUUGAAGGCCAUCAUUAAUGAUGAAUUGUAUUCAAGUGUUGGUUCAGAAUUCAAUUUGAACUCUGAUUUAAUGCGAGAGUUUGGAUUUUCACAUGUUUCACAUUUCUGUAAAUUUAUAACCAAACUAGAACUUGAUUUGAAAACUGAUUUGAAUGAAAAUGAGUGGGAAUUGAUUUGUAGCGCAGUAAUAGAAUCUGAAACUUUGGAAGAAUUGAGAGUGCGUAAUGUGAAUGUUUUACAAAAGAAUAAUCAUUCAAUUUUUCAAAAUUGA